Molecule: messenger RNA, 939 nt
Organism: Hansenula ciferrii
Lineage: Eukaryota; Fungi; Ascomycota; Saccharomycetes; Phaffomycetales; Wickerhamomycetaceae
Exons: 2
Coding region: 1-939 (312 amino acids)
Source: RefSeq, a predicted model, not a curated record
AUGCAAGCAACUCAACAAGUCAACUCGUUUAAUAGCGUUUCUGGUCAGUAUUUAUACUCCAAUGAUAAUUCACCAUUCUCAAAAUUAGACGAGAAGAUACCAAGAAGUACAUCAUUAGAUAUCAAUGAGACUUCAUUACAAUUAUUAGAUGAGAUUGAUCCUACAUUUUGGUCUUUAGAAACUUUUUUAAAAGCAGCAGAUCAGUUUAUGUAUUAUAGAGAAUUAUCGUUUCCACAAUUAGUUAAAAGUUAUACAGCAUCACUAUGUCUUCAAAGCUUUCAUAAAAAUGAUCAUUACUAUGAUAAAUCUUUACUUUUUGAAGUUCCAUAUAAUGUUAUUCAAGAUCUUUUAUAUCAAUCACAUGUGCAUCUUGAGCAAUUGAAAACAACAGGAUCAAAAAUCAAAUAUAGAAAGAUUAAUGAUGUUAAAGAUUCUCUUGUCAAAUUAGGAAAUUUGCUGAACCAAAUCAAUGGUUCCUCACCUUCGGCUGAAGCUUCAGAAUAUUAUCAAUCAAGACAUUGGCCAAAUGAAUCUAGUAUUUCAAAUGUUGUUCAUUUUGUUCAACAAUAUAAUGAAUUGUUUCCAUUGAGAAAGAAAGGUGAAAGGGCUACAACAUGCCUUGAAAAUUUGAACAAUGAGUUGGAACAUGUUUGUAAGGUUUAUUUUGGAUCCACUUAUAAUACUACAUCAUUUAAUUACUUUGGCGGAAAUUUCAAUUCAUUUGUUUUCAAUAUUUAUGGUGAAGUACAAAAGUGGUAUAGUGGAUAUUCGGGAACCCCAACAACACCAAGAAAGAGAUCAAUUGAUCUUGUUGUGGACUUUGAAGUUCAAGAUGGUAACCUUGCAUUGGGAGAUGCUAGUACAAUUUUGUUUAAUUCUUCGCCAAUUGUCAGAAAGAAGAGUGAAAUCAGAAAAAGAAGAAGAUUUAGUGUUGCAUAA